This is a messenger RNA of Pararge aegeria (speckled wood butterfly), 3458 nucleotides long. RefSeq lists its product as uncharacterized. The transcript is spliced from 5 exons. Gene Ontology annotation, molecular function: polynucleotide 5'-hydroxyl-kinase activity. Gene Ontology annotation, biological process: cleavage in ITS2 between 5.8S rRNA and LSU-rRNA of tricistronic rRNA transcript (SSU-rRNA, 5.8S rRNA, LSU-rRNA). The coding region runs from base 154 to 3315 and encodes 1053 amino acids. The record is from RefSeq and is a predicted model, not a curated record. NCBI's taxonomy places the organism in Eukaryota, Metazoa, Arthropoda, Insecta, Lepidoptera, Nymphalidae. Gene Ontology annotation, cellular component: nucleus.
UUUUGACAGGAAGCAUGGCCGGAUUGCGAAUGAAUAAAAUCCACAGUAGAUUCCAAUAAUUCAAUGAAAUUUACUUAUAAAAUUAAUUGAAAAAUCUUAUUAAAGAGGAACGAAUUCUAUGCUAUCAUUAAUACUACCAGAUUAUAUAUUAAAAUGGAGUUUUUCGAAAGAGCGCACACUUUGAAAAAGGAAUCUUCAGAGGACCGGAAAACAACAGAGAUGAAAAAACAAUUAAAACAGAUGUUAUUCGGGUAUAAAGCGAAUGAUAAUAAGCUUAUACAAAAGUCUACGGAGACGCAAAACGAUUACGAGGACUCUACAUCCGUAAGUGGUUAUUCAGACCUGAAUCUAACCAUUUCUAGUGUGGAAGAUCAGAACGCUAGUUUUAUAUCAAAUAGAGACACUAGUAGUAGCUUAAUUGAUCCUGAUAGCUUUUUAAAAGAGAAAUUUAGUGAAGACUCUGAUUCUGUGUGUAGUGGAAGUAAUGAAGACGCUGAUAAUGCUAGUACCCAGGUUGCUGUAAGUUCUGACAACGAAAGUGAAGAUAAACUUGGUUUUAAUGAAGUGAAGUGUGAAGAAAAUACCCUCAGCUCUGUAAACAAUGACUCUGUUACUGAUGAGUCUGAUGAGUUUGGGGAUAAAAUUGAUUUAGACUCUGGCACUGAUUCAGAGACAUCAAUAGUUAUAAGUGAACUUAAUUUGUCUGAUUCAGAUAAUUCAGAGUUUGAUGUAGAUAGACAACUUGCUGCUAAGAUAAAAGAACGGUUGCAGAUAAAGAACAAUGAGCAAAAUAAAUAUACUUUAAAACAAGAAGGAAAUGUUAUUGCGAAAAGCCCAAUAACUCAAGAGCAUGGUGGUAAAACACAAACUCAAAAUUUACUUUCAAUGGCUGAUGACAGAUCAUCAACUCAAAGAAAAGGAAAAAAGCGAAAACAUAAAGAUAAAUUAAUCACACUUAAUGAAAAUGAUAUAUCAAGAGGUCCAAUAACCAAAGAAAGAUGCAUUGAGAUAGAAGUAAAAAAGUUACUUCAAGUAAAUAAAGAUAAAUUAACACUAAUAAAGAAGAAUAAACAAAAGCAUAGAGACAAAUACACAAUAAUCUUGAGUGAAAAACAAAAACGUAAACAAAAAUAUAAUGCAGCACUAGAUAAUGUUAAUUCUGUAGGGCCUUUAAACAUUGAAAUAUUAAGUAACCAAGAAGAUAAUGAAUUGCUAUCAGUUAGUAGUGAUGAUUUAUCAAGAAAUGGUAAUGAACAUUUUGAAGUUCUAAAUGAUGAAGCAUAUGAAGAAUCAAAUGAUGGUAUAGACUCAGUCAUGUCACCAGCUUAUGUCUCAAUAUCAGCUUCGGACAUGUCAACUAAAAAGUUAGAUGAAAUUGUAGGGGAAUAUAAGCAUUCUACAAUAAGAAACUUACCAUCAGAAAAUAGCAAUAUAUUUUCUACAAUUAAUUCUGCUUUCCUUGUUCAAGAAAAUAUGAAUGUUGCUAUCACCUUGGAGGAUGAUGUGAGCAGUCUUAUACCAGAAUUAGAUGACAUUCCAAGAGUUGAAGAUAUUGAUGAAGAACUAAUAGUCCUUGAUACAUCAAAAGAAGUUCCAGAUAAGUCUAUGAAUACAAGUAAUACUUUGGAAUCAGAAAUAAUUGAACAAGGCUCAUCAAUGGAUUCUGAAAAUGCAGCUGAUGCUUUCAAGGUAUACUAUGGCACCAACUGCUGUAUAGUUACACUAAAACAUCCAAGCAAACUUUUUAUCCAGGGGAAAGUUAGGAUAAAAUCUCUAGCUGGUACCCUUGAACUCUUUGGAUACACAUUGAAUAAUGAAAAUUAUAACAUCUACGCACCAUAUUAUAACUUUGCUCAAUGUAUAAAGACUGUUGAAAACGAAAAUGAUUAUUUUGGUCUGUUUGGUAAAUUGACUGCUGCAGGCCUAACUGUGCAAGAAGCAGAAGAUAUAGUUACUAAAAUUGAAGAACACGAUGGAGUCAUACUUUUGAAAAAACUAAAAGAAAAAGUAAUUGAUUUUGUGGAGAAUAAUUUUAGAGUAACCAACAUGUUUAAAUUGAAUAAGACUAUAGAACCUUAUUUCAACAAGGUGUGCAAUCUUUUGGACUGCUCACUCUUUUCUUCGAGACCUUAUAAAAGUUUUCGAGAACACCCUAGUUGGAGUGAAGUUCAUGAAUUAGCUAUGAGCAAAUAUAGUAGAGGCAUCGUAUGCGGUGGUAAGGGCGCAGGGAAGUCAACUUACAUGAGGUACCAGGUCAAUAAGCUGCUUUCCCAUGGUCCAGUACUGGUGGUGGACCUGGACCCCGGACAGAGCCUGUUCACAGUGGCUGGGAAUUUGUCUGCUACCGUGGUCACAUCACCGUUAUUCGGACCCACCUUCACUCACUUGAGGAAGCCUAAAUUAAUGCUAAACAUUGGUAUGAUCAACACAAUAGACAAUGCAAAACUUUACGCCGCAGCUGUACGGAAUCUGAUAACCUACUGCCAGAGCAAUAAAGCAUUUUCCCAGAUGCCCUGGCUCGUCAACACUAUGGGAAUGACGAACUCUCUGGGCCUCAAGUUUAUCAGUCUAAUCAUCACUCUAUUGCAACCUACAUACGUACUUCAGUACGAGUCCCAAGCACUGAAUCUACGUUUCGAGACUUUACUGACACCGACCAAUGUCAGAGAUUUGUUUGAUGAGUACAGAAAUGAUCAGCUGUUCGAGAAUGUGACGUGUUCCGAUGAUAUGGAUUACUCGUUUGUUGUCGCGCAAGAUACUGAUAGCCCUUACAGUAGAAAAAGUAUGUUCACAAUGAGGGCUAAAGAUGAGAGAUAUUUGAACUUUCUGGCGUAUUUCGGCCAGUUGUUGGAUACCACGUCUGGCGAGAGCUUGCUUGGUAUCACACCAUAUCAGGUAUGUCUUAAAGACCUGCGCAUCGCAACCAACGUGGUGGUGAAGAAGGAACAUAAUAUAAUGAAGGUGCUCAAUGGAAAAUUGGUGGCACUGUGUCAACAUGCAAGCGAUACCGCGCUGUUUACUUUGACCGAUAAACCGUUGGUGUGUCGCGGGCACGGGUUGAUUCGAGGAGUUGACUGGGAUAAGGAAAUGUUAUACAUGAUAACACCAGUUCCAAGUGAUGAGCUGGGAAGUGUGGACACUCUGGUGUAUGCAGACUGGGCACCUGAGCUGCUGUGGCAUGAGAGCCAGCUGCCAUUGGGCACUGUUCUCCCAUACCGCACCAGCACAGAAAACAAACAACUAAUGUCCACACCCCGCAGGAGGUUCAACAACCCUCUACAACUGUUGAAGAUGGCAGGAGGAGUUCCUAAUUGAAAGCUUGGUUGAUUAGUUAAUAAAAUUUGUAAUUGGAAUAGAUCCAAAAUAUCUUAAAUUAUAAAAGGAAAUCUAAUUUAUGUUAAUUUCAUGUAUAUUUCAAGUAAUUUUGUACUUACGAUACUAAUAAAACAUAACAUAGA